Molecule: messenger RNA, 1029 nt
Organism: Amphimedon queenslandica
Lineage: Eukaryota; Metazoa; Porifera; Demospongiae; Haplosclerida; Niphatidae
Exons: 4
Coding region: 97-1029 (310 amino acids)
Source: RefSeq, a predicted model, not a curated record
AAUUUGAUAAGCUCCUCCUUUUACUGUAAAUGCAUGCCAACUGUUGCUCCCUUGUCGAGUGAAGAGGUGAAGAGGGAACGUUACUAAGUGCUUGAUAUGUUGCUAGUACGAGCUGCUCUUGUACUAGCUCUAGUUAUCAUCGGGGCUGUAGCUGAUGACGGUAUACCACCAAGAAAGAAAUGUGAUGUCAUUGUUUUGCCCUCGGAUGAUGACCCAAAGAUCAUUUACUAUCAGUUAAAAAGUGAUACUAAUGCAACUCACUUUGUCUGGGGCCUACAAGAUAUUCCAUCACUCUUCAUGAGUGUGACUGGUCCUAAUUCAACCUGUCUUACUGCUGAAGAAUUCAAUAAGACGAUCGACUGGGACAAGUUCUUAGGCGAUGAUGAUAAUUGUACUGAUCCUUGUGAGAUGUGGCCAGAGCCUUGUAACUGUACAUGUAACUAUGGUGCUUUGAGUAUCCCUGGACAAGAUGGAGAGUUUGCAUUUGCUCUUACUUUUAACUCACUCGUUGAGUUUUAUGAUUCUCACAGUAAAGCUAAUAAAGCUUUCAACCCAAAGAAUUGGACUAUGUCAAAUCUUUACUCCAAUUAUUCUCUUGCCAAUCUCAAGUGGACUUUCAAUAAAGACAUUAAUCAACUUAUGACUUCUGGUCCUGGUGGAUUGACAUGGUACAUCAAUUUAAAUGUUCCCACAGAAGGAGGUCGACUAGAUUAUUUCCCUAAGACACUCUACACCAUCAACUCAACGACUUUUGAUUUCAUCUUUCAGAAUUUCCCCUACCAAUUACACAUUGGUAACAAUGCCAGCCGGCUUGUACUGGACGUCACCAUUGUCCACGGUCCACUCUCCAGUGGCAUCCUUACGUCCCGGAUACCACUUCUCCUCAUCAUAUUCGGGUCCAUUUAUGUUGCCUUCAAAAAGAAAGUGUGGCAGAAAUGCAGCAAAACAGGCUACACCAAGAUGACCAACGAGAAGGAAGAUGAAGACGAAAUUAAAGCAAAUGGGGGUGAUAAAAUUAAUAAAGAAUAA